Molecule: messenger RNA, 1119 nt
Organism: Cynara cardunculus var. scolymus (artichoke)
Lineage: Eukaryota; Viridiplantae; Streptophyta; Magnoliopsida; Asterales; Asteraceae
Product: mucin-2-like
Exons: 2
Coding region: 1-1119 (372 amino acids)
Source: RefSeq, a predicted model, not a curated record
AUGGCACGGACGAGAAACAACCCCGCCGGCCGGCCACCAUUCCGACCAACUGCUCGUCGCUCAUCUCGACGGCCGACGACCGGCGACACUCCCGUUCCGACGAUGCAUCCGUCAACGCCUCUCUCACCGGACCCCAUUGCGUUCGCUCCACCGGCGCAGGAACCAUCCACCACCAUCACCGGUCCACCCACCACCGUCACCGUCGAUUACGACGAGUUUCACGCCGUCGUUACCCCGGUAUGUAUUGCUCCUACUCCUCCCCUAUUCUCCACCGUUUUUACCCCAUCCACCAUAAUACACACUAAUCCAACCCCCGGUGCCGGUUCGUCUUCUGUGCGACCGUCGGCCGCCGUGGCGCCUCCUCCAACCGCCCCAACACCACGACCCAUUUUCCUAGCCCUAACCAAUCCACCCUCUAUGACCCCUCUAUCUAAUCCCCUCCCACAACCGAUUAACCAACCGCCCACUCAACCGCCCCCUAUUGCCCUUCCCUCCACACCAUUCGACCCACCCACUGUCCACGAUUUCGACCUCAAUACCUUGGGGGAGGAGUUUAUUUUUUAUUUUGAAGCCACUACCUCCAUUAAUCCUGAGGAUUUGUUUCCCUUUUCUGUUCCUGAAGCCUUACCACCACAGCCCCCUGUGACUCAACCAGUGACUACACUUCCUAGUGAGGAACUCCCAGUCACUGCCCCCAGUGGGCAAACUGUGAGCACAGACACAUCCUCGGGAAGUAUUGCGAGUUCCAGUUCCGAGUCUGCCAUUCCUCAACCAGUAACCAAACCCGUUUCUGAGGAUAGCGAUUAUGAAGAUGAGAUGGUACAGGACUUGGCCAAUGAUGCUGAUAUGGCUUGGGAGGAGGAUGUGCAGGAAGUUCUUGAGGAGGAAGUCCCAGAAGAGGCAGUGCAAGAGGAUUUGGAAGUUGACAUUCCAGAUGAUGAAGAAAUUGUUGUUCCCAAGCGCAGGCCUUCGACAAAACGGAAGGCAGCAGCCAAAUCAGGAAAGCAGCCGGCAAAACAAAAGAAGAAGGAAAGGGUGGUACCAUUUCUGGACAGUGGUGAUAACGGUAGGGGCGGGAUAAUGGUGGCAUGGGGGGUUCGGAGUAGUGGUGUUGGUUAA